AUGAAUCAUGAUGGGACUCAUGGACAUAGUGGACAUGCAUCAUUACAUAAUUAUCAUAUGGAUGUACUUAAUAGUCACUCAAUGGAUGGUCACCAUCAUAAUGGACAUAACAUGAAAAUGUGGUUUCAUGCUGGUUAUGAGGAGAUAAUUUUGUUCGAAUUCUGGCAUAUUGAAUCUUUUUAUGGAUUGUUGCUUUCUUGUGCAUUGAUCUUCAUUCUUGCUUGCCUAUAUGAAGCGAUUAAGUGGUUUCGCGUGUACUUGCAAAUUUCUAUUGCACGCUGUCCUCCAAGUUGUCGUCAUGCUUCUCGUGAUGUUGAAUUGCUUAGAGAAAAAUGUGUUCUUGACGUCAGAAGAAGAAAUGAGGAUAAUCAUUCCUUGACGCGACUUAUGCAAGCGUCUCUUUAUAUGGUGCAGCUGACGUUGGCGUACUGGUUGAUGCUUAUCGCAAUGACUUACAAUGUUUGGUUAACAGCAGCUGUAAUCACUGGUGCAGCCUUUGGACAUUGGUUAUUUGCUGUUUCUAAAUGUUUUAAUCCUCAAACCGAUCAAUUAGAUGCCUUUGCAGCCGAUGCUUGUCACUAA
This is a messenger RNA of Thelazia callipaeda (thelaziosis nematode), 582 nucleotides long. The record is from the annotation of a GenBank genome assembly. Lineage: Eukaryota; Metazoa; Nematoda; Chromadorea; Rhabditida; Thelaziidae.